AGAAAGGGGACACUUGUCCAACCGGAGAUGCAGAUGGCCACAGAGGACAUGAGCAACAGCCAAUCUGGCACCAGGAAGAGGAAAGUCCAACCUGCCAGUAUAUACAAGACAAAUCAAAUGUGACCCUCCUAUAAUUAAACCAUAGCAAGGUUCCCCCAAACACAAGCUCACUGCCAAUGAGGGACCCAAUCCCUGUCCAUGUCCAUUUUGUCUUUGAUCCACCUUAUUGUUCCGACCAGAGACAGAUAAACAGCAGUUACAAUACAAUAAAGAUCUCAGCAUACUAGGAACGCCAGGCACAGUGAAGCUGUAUAACAGAGCUGUGCGCUGCUCGGCUCCAACGCAGUUUCAACGAGCAGGCCCUAGCAACAGGAGCUACCCUAUAUAUACAACCCGCCCCUGAGCCCUCUUCCUAGAUGGGAUCCACCUGCAACAACAGACCUUAGAUAUCAGACCAACCCCCCAGACGUCUCUCUGUAAUGGGUACCGCCAAGGCACUGCGGGCGGCCCAAGCGGCGGGUUCACCCCGCCACAGAUACUCUGCAGCUUCAUCAUCGGUGGUCCUGUCUGCCGCCGGCACCUUCCUCUAUUGGCUCAGCUUGCUGUCAAUCAUGCGGUUACCGACGGCAUCGGCGGACUGCUGGCUGAUCGAGGGGGAGAAGGGCUUUGUGUGGCUGGCCAUCUGCAGUAUGAACCAGCCCCCCUACGAGGCCAUUCCCCCGCACAUUAACAGCACCAUUGUGGAUCUGAGGCUGAACGAGAACAAGAUCCGGUCGGUCCACUACUCCUCUCUGAGCCGCUUUGGGAACCUAACCUACCUGAACCUGACCAAGAACGACAUCAGCUAUGUGGAGGACGGAGCAUUCUCGGCACAAUUCAACCUGCAGGUCCUCCAGAUGGGCUUUAACAAGUUGAGGAAUCUGACGGAGGGGAUGCUACGUGGCCUGGGGAAGCUGCAGUACCUCUACCUGCAGGCCAACCUCAUCGAGAGCGUCAGCCCAAACACCUUCUGGGAGUGUGUCAACAUAGAGAACAUAGACCUCUCCAUGAAUAGGCUCCAGGUGCUGGAUGGCAGUUUGUUCUCGGGGCUCAGCAAGCUGACAACGUGUGAACUGUACACAAACCCCUUCAACUGCUCCUGUGAGCUGCUGGGCUUCCUUCGCUGGCUCUCCAACUUCCCCAACCGGACCAACGAGAGGAUGGUGUGCGACUCCCCGGCGGGCUUCGCCGGCUACAACCUCCUCAGCCAGAACCCCCGCAUGCCUGCCUACCGAAACUCUCUGCACAUGCUCAGUAUCGUCUGCACGGACAUCGACAGCAGCGUUACCCCUGACUUUGUGAUUGACCAGUCCGACAGCAGCACCAUGUCCCCUGACAUCUUGACGCCGUGCGGAUUGGAGGACUGCUACUCGGGCACCCCUCCGGACGACACCAUCAGCCUGAGCCCCGUCCUGACCGAGUCCAACCCCGUCAUGAUACUCAAGCAGAUCUUGCCUUUAGGCGCCGUGAUCACGGUGCGAAUCCCCCACCCCUACCGGAAGAUGUACCUCCUGGUGCUGUACAACAACAGCUUCUUCACGGACAUCCGCAACCUGAAGAGCCAGAGGGAGGACAUUGAACUGAAGAACCUGAAGCCCCACACGGACUACACGUACUGCGUGGCGUCCAUACGGAACUCGUUGCGCGUCAACCACACCUGCCUGACCAUCCCCAUCGGACGACGGAUCGACCCCACCAGCCGAGCCAACCAGUCGUCGGCCACCCACUACAUCAUGACCAUCCUGGGCUGCCUGUUCGGCAUGCUGCUCUUCCUGGGCCUGGUGGUGCACUGUCUGAGGAAGAAGAGGAUCAUGGAGGCCAAGGAGAGGAAGAUGAACAGGAUACAAAGGACCCUGAUCGAGCUCAAAUACGGCGGAGGUGGGGAUAUAGAAGGAGGGGGCGGAGGAGGGGGUCUUUCCCAGAAGCAGAUGCUGGCGGGUGAGAGUCUAUCCAGGAUGCCUUACAUGCCCCAGGGAGGGGCGAUAGAUCCGUACAAGCUGCAGGAGGUGACCGAGACGCCGGUGCACAAGCCCACCAAGCUCAAUUAUAUGGAGGUCAGGGGGUCUGGUGUGGAGCGGGAGAGGGAGAGAGAGCGGGAGAGGGAGAGAGAGCGGGAGAGAGAACGAGAGAGAGACUCGCCGCAGGAAAACCCCCAGGGCUCCGUCGCCGAGAUCUCCACCAUCGCCAAAGAGGUGGACAAAGUGAACCAGAUCAUCAACAACUGCAUCGACGCCCUCAAGUCCGACUCCAGCCCCUACCAGCAGGCCAUGAAGUCCCCCUCCACGGCGGGGGGGGGCUCCGUCUCCAACGCCGAGCCCCAGCUGGUGCUGCUCUCAGAGCAGGGGGCGGAGAUGGGGGAGCGCGGCGGGGGGGAGUUCCUCUCCCCGGUCUACAAAGGGGGGAGAGGCGGGAAGGGAGAGGAGAGAGGCCGGGGCUAUCACCAGUCGCUGCAGCGCCACCACAGCAUGGAGGCCCCGGCCCCCUCCAAGCGGCCCAGCACCUCCUCCUCCCCCGGCUCCGCCCGCAGCCCGCGCUCCUUCCGCUCCGAGGGCGGCUACCACUCCUCUGAGACGCGCUACAUCGAGAGGACCUCGCCCGGGGAGCGAGGGGGAGGCGGCGGCGGCGGCGGGGACGGCGGCCGCACAGUGAUCCCGGCGGCGGCCAUCCUCCGGGCCGAGGCCCAGCGGAUCCGCCAGUACAACGAGCACCGCCACUCCUACCCCGGGUCCCAGCAGCACCUCCAGGAACUGCAGCACCACCCGCAGAUCAUGCAGGAGCUGCACCACCACACGGGGGGGCGGAACCCCGCCGUCCUGGACCCUCUCACCCUCAGCAGGCAGGCCAAGCAUCGGGAUCAGCUGGCCUACGCCCAGCUGUCCCCCCACUACCCGCUCUCGCCCCAGUACCACAACCUCAGCUACUGCUCCAGCCCCGAGGAAGACGAGGAGGACGAGGGGCUCCUGUGCACCCCCACCCUGGGACUGUGGGAGCGCUUCAAGCUGCACCGCAAGAGGCACCGGCAGGCUUCCAUGGAGGAGGAGGGCUAUGUGGCGGCGGGACACGCACUGAGGCGGAAGGUGCAGUUCGCCAAGGACGAGGACCUGCACGACAUACUGGACUACUGGAAGGGUGUGUCCGCGCAGCAGAAAGCCUGAGUCAAACCCCAGAAUGGAUAGCCGUUGAGAAUUGGAAAUUAGUAAAUAUAUAUAUAUAUACAUAUAUAUAUCAGCGUACAUUAUUUCUCGCUCACACACACACAUACACAUAUGAAAAAAGACAUGUAGGUACGUAAUUAACACAUGUAGACGGCGCCUACAAGCGCCAGUUGUAUACAGUACACACAAACACAAAUACACACACACACAUACUACACAGCCGACACAACAAGCCUUUGCUUCUGAGAACAUGGAACAAAGUAAUAUAUUUACGAAAAAUCUUUAACUUUAUGACCCACUUAUGAAUUUUUUUUGUAAUGUAAUGAAAAGUAUAGAUCAGAAUUAUGUAGCUGUUUGUAUUGUUACACUAGGGGUUUUGAAGGGGAGAAGAAAAAAACGGAAAAACAAAACAAAACACCAACACCAACAUAAGCAGAAACAAUAAGAGUUGCAGGCAACCUGUACCCGUAACACAACCUCCGGUUCUGGUCCCGCCUUGGAGAUUGACGUGUGACAGAAUAACGUCACACUCUCAUUGCUCCACUUUGAGGCAGGGGAGAACGGCUGCCAUUUUAACUAGAGAACGAUGAAUCAAAGUGGGGGUGAUUCUUCUUCUGUAUAACUCCAUGCUAGUGCUGUGACAUUACAAAAACCAGACAUUUGUAAAGACCAUGGAUUGUAAUUUUCUUACGCGAGACAUCGUGGGGGAUACAUUCAGGGGUUGGGUCCCCUGGGACGAGGAAGGUGGUGGUGAUCCAUAGCGAGAAAGCAUCAUGUGCCAAAACACUGAAGGGGGAAAAACAAAAGAUUUACUGUGCUUCAACACCCUCCUCCUCGUCACUGUUUUUCUAGAACGAACUAUGAACAAAAAAAAAAACACACUGUAGAAUGAUAUGUUGUUAUUACUAUUAUAAUAAUUAUGAUUACUAUUCUUAUUACAAUCCUCAUCCUUACUAUUAUGUUAUUUGAAUAUGGCAUGGCUCUGUCGUGUGACUGUGUUUUGACUGUUUUAAUCCUCGGAUGCCGAGGACGACAUACACGCGAAACAGAGUCUGACGGACACCGGCGGACAUUUUAGUUGUUUCUUUUCCUUUUCCAGCCAAGACGGAGUCGUUGUGUUCUGCUCUGAGCCCAGCAGACACUACUUUCCAUAGUCUUGUUGACAAAAAAAACGACAGAACUCCAAACUUUUGUUGUACCGCUUCCCAUCUUCUGGCGUGGAAGUGCUGUACAGAAGACUGUCAGAGCAGUUCUAUAUAUUUGCACCAGAGGGGACUCUUUUGUUUGUACAACGUGCUUUUGGAAUCUUUCAGACUUUCCCGGUAUACCCGACGUUAGUUUACCUGCUUAACUCACUGAUAAUUGUACGUUUUUGAUUUUGAAAAACUCGAUAAUUGCGAGAAGAGAAAAAAUAAUUCUGAUCCUCACAUGAAUGUCUUCAACUCCUAUGGGGGGGCAACAUAUCUGCACUCUUCGAAAUCAGAAAACGUCUUAACAAGAGAAAAAAGCCUAAAACUCAUUUCCGAAUACACUGUAGCUUCACUGUGCUUUACCCACAAUCCCCCAUUCUCUCUCUCCUCACAUCUCCCACCGUAACCGCGUCUUUUGGAUUCCUCUGGUGCCACUGUGCAAGGGCCACCUUGAUAACUCACAGAGUAUUUGAAAGGGUUUUUUAAAUACGUUUAAUAACAGACCUCGUCUCCUCCACAUAAGUUCAUUUUGCCAAAAACAAACGACUAUUUGCACAAGAUGAAUCAUUGCCAUUGGCUCACUGCUAACUCUCUUCUCUCCUCCAAUCAUUUCUAAGACCAAAGUACUGUGGUAGUGGAUUCCCUCUCGUGUCCCCCAGACCGGCCCACACUAUUUAUACACCCUCACCCCCCUGCGUAACUACUCUAAAACCCUAGCACACACACACACACACACACAGACACACACACAGAUACACACACACACACACACACACACAUACAGACAUACACACACGUAGGCUAAAUGAAUGUAUUCUUUGUGUAAUAAAACGUUAUCAGCUGGAACUUUAUUUCUGAUGUAAAAGCUGUAUUUAACUCAGUGUCUUGAUACGUUCAGAGGAUUACUUGCUAUUUGGUUAUCUUGUAAGAGGAACACUUCUGCUUCACGGACAACUUAAAAAUCUCCAAAAUUCUGGCCCCGGACACCUGGUCUCCUGUCUCAGUAUAAGUAGCUUUGAUUUCCACUCUAUUAUUAACUUAUUCAGAUCACGCAGAAAGUGAAUAUGGUCGGACUAGACAUGGUUGCAGUAAAACAGCUGCAGGUGAAUUCUAAUUGAACGCAAGCAAAUAAUGUGGAUCCUGCAGUAUCCAGCAGGUUUGAACUGUGAAGGACCCUAACAGGAGCUAGAGAGACAUGAUUAACACCACAAUCUUAUCCCUAUCGGCAAUGCUCUUCAAAGAGAGGCUUACAGGGACGGGAGACUCAAACAUUUCAAUUGAACCAAUACAAAAAAAAUAUAUACAUGCUGUUCAUUUUGUAAAAAAGAAAAACUGCUAAAAAUCAAAUUAUAGCAGAGUUCAAAGGGGGAUGUGUUCUAGUACAUUUCAACUCGAUAACUUUUUUCAAAAGUGUCAAUAGAUGAAAUGGCGUUUCCUUCGCAGGGUUGACCCAAGAGCUAAUGUUAUAAGGAGUAGAUAUAUAAAUAAAAUAUAAAAACGUCUAUAUGAGCUGGUGUACCAGCAAAAGGGUUAUAUUUGUGAAUUCAAACACUGUAUAAAACAUUUUGUAAUAAUCUGCUACUGAGUUCCGAAUGCUCAAGACUCAUUGAAGCCAGUUAAAGCCAUAAUCACGGGUUAGUAAAACCAGCACAGCUGCGUCUAGCACCGCUAAAAAGCUUGUAAAAGUGUGUGAAAACCAUUAACAUUUGUAUUUCACACACACACACAAACCUGUGCAUGUGCAUGUGUUUGUGUGUAUGCGUGUGCGUAUUUGUGUGUGUGUGUGGGUGUGUGGAUGUGUGUGUGUGUGUGUGUGUGUGUGUGUGUGUGUGUGUGUGUGUGUGUGUGUGUGUGUGUGUGUGUGUGUGUGUGUGUGUGUGUGUGUGUGUGUGUGUGUGUGAAAUGUGUGUGGAUCCUACAUUUGAGAGCAGAGGUUGUGCUUCCAACCUGGGUCCCUAAGCUAAACCUUCAUUUAGAAGCAACCUUGGUCUAUAGGCUAUCCCUUCAUUUAGAAGAAAUGUUGCUCUAUAGGCUUAACCUUCCUUUAGAAGCAACAUUGGUCUAAAGGCUAAAACUUAAUCUAGAAGCAACUUCGGCCUAAAGGCUAAACCUUCAUUUAGAAGUAACCUGGAUCUAUAGGCUAACUCUUUAUUUAGAAGCUAGGCUUGGUUUUUUCAAUUAUGUCCUGGAUUGUGGCUUUAACUCAAACAACAGCCUUAAAAGAAAAUAAUAAAAAAAACACAUUUGAUUUUGUUUUAAUCCUUUCCAACUUGAGCAUUGCUUUGAAAUCAAGGUAAAUUAUUCUGAUUUCUUUACUCCUACUUUCCUGUCCGCGUUUUGUUUACAUUUCUUUUCAACUGCUUGAUCCUAAAGCAUCACUCAAGCUUUCUUUGAAUAACAGUAAUGUCGAUGUAGCGAUGUAUUAAACUACUUAUUUUGUUUUUGGGGUUAUGUUCUCGUGGUUUAUUCUAUCCUUUUCAUUGAUGGAACAGUGGCCUGUAUUUACCAUGUAUCUGAGUAGCAGUGCUACAGUCUAGAAACCCGACAGUCAUAAAGAGAAAAGGGAAUCGGUCAACACUGACCCUGCGUCCACACUGCUGGUCUUUGAGGUUGUGAUGGGGAGUUGUGUUGUAGCAGGGAGGAAAAAAAAGACUAAUAAGUAUACAUUUAUAUAUAUAUAUAUAUAUAUUAAUACAAAGUAGAGGUACCAGAGAGUGGACAGUAGAGUUGCUGCGAGGAGUAAAAGCAGGGACGUUUUUUCCUGCUGUUUUAUUGAAUGGGAAUUUAUUGAGAGAGUGAGGGGAGUGUGAACAGAGUGAAGAAGUGUGAGGGUGGAGGGGUGGAGGGAUGGAGAGAGAAAGAGGGAGAUACUGAGGUGAAAAAGACAUGUAAUCUAAGGAUCAGUGUUGGGGUCUUUUUUUUAUUUAUUUUUUCUUGUCGGAAAUUAAAAUGAGCACAAUAAAAAUAAAUAGCCUUUUUCUUC
This is a messenger RNA of Gadus macrocephalus (Pacific cod), 7367 nucleotides long. RefSeq names its product protein ELFN1-like. The record is from RefSeq and is a predicted model, not a curated record. Gene Ontology annotation, cellular component: plasma membrane. Gene Ontology annotation, molecular function: protein binding. Lineage: Eukaryota; Metazoa; Chordata; Actinopteri; Gadiformes; Gadidae. The transcript is spliced from 5 exons. The coding region runs from base 480 to 3194 and encodes 904 amino acids.